UCUGUGGUACGGUGGCGUAUCGUCUCUUCCUGCGUCCCUUUUCCUCGCCGUUUACAUGUGGAAGAAAGAUUUAAAGAAGAAAAGAAAUAAUACAUAUUUUGUGCUCCUCCGGUUCUGGAUAAGGGGGCACGCGAACCGAGGCAGGAUCGGCGGAGAUGGACGAAUAAGGGAUUUUUAAGAUCAAACAUGGACACUACAGGCUCCCCCCGAUGACUGUGCUUUUAUCCUGGGCGCUGUGAGGAGCUCUGCCUCGUGGACACAAUUUAGGAUCAUCUACCCUCCUUUAUCCCUCCCUUCCCCAAAACCCCAUUCCCUUCCUUACCCCUCGCCAAUCCCUAGCUACCCACAUAAGGGCAUCCCUGUAGAUACAUCUUCGUCUUGCAAAACAAGGGGACUCAAAGACAUUCAGAUAAUUUACAUAUAGAUUAGGACUUUGUGAUGGUAGGUAAGUGGGCAUAGACAUACAGAAGUGAGUGCCAGGGAACAAACACAAAGGCAAUAAACACGGAAAGAUGUAGAUAUAGAUUAAAGGGAUAAUAUUUUUGGAAACCUGAAGAUGUAAAGAUUUAUAUUUUAUACAUAAAACUUUUAGUACAAGCUCAUAAAAUUAACCCAAGGCACCACGAUAGACAUUUUGCACGUACAAUCCUCCUAUUUAGCUUUCAAUAUAACCUUGAUUCACACGCCACGGUCUCAUGAUGAUGUGCGAAGUUAUGCCCACCAUAUCUGAGGAUGGGCGAAGCGGGACUGGUGGAGGCCCCUCCUCACCUGCAGGAGCAGGUGUUGGAGGUGUUGGAGGUGCGAUGGGUGGAGGAGGAUUCAGCAGCAGGGAGCCUAGAGGUGGAGGCGACGAAGGAGGCAGCACGGGGAACUUGGAAUCUCUAAUGGUCAACAUGCUGACAGAGAGGGAGAGGCUGCUGGAGAACCUGAGGGAGACACAGGAGAGUCUGGGCACAGCUCAGCUACGCCUCCGGGAGCUCGGCCACGAAAAGGAGUCACUUCAGAGGCAGCUAUCAAUUGCUUUGCCACAGGAGUUUGCUGUGCUGACUAAAGAGCUGAAUGUUUGCCGGGAGCAGCUUCUAGAGAGGGAGGAAGAAAUUGCUGAGCUCAAGGCAGAGAGAAACAACACACGUUUAUUGCUUGAACACCUGGAGUGUCUAGUGUCUCGCCAUGAGCGCAGUUUAAGGAUGACAGUGGUGAAGAGGCAAGCCCAGUCCCCUGCAGGGGUCUCCAGUGAGGUGGAAGUCCUUAAGGCCCUCAAAUCCUUGUUUGAGCACCACAAAGCACUGGAUGAGAAGGUUCGAGAGAGGCUCCGUGUGGCCCUCGAGAGGGUGUCCAUGUUAGAAGAUCAACUUGCAGCAUCUUCUCAAGAGGUAAUCUCUUUAAGAGACCAAAUUAAAAGACGUCAACAAGGGGUGGACGGCGGGAAAGAUCGGCUACCCAAUGGUCCCUCAUCUGGCCUGGAGGAUGGGGAGCUUGACAGACAGAGAGAAGGAGAGAUAGAACGACAGAGAGCUGAACUCUCCCAGCUGAGGGAGAGGCUGGCCCUCAUGUGUCGACAGGUUGGGGAAAUAGAGGAACAGCUUGCGGCCGCCAGGAGGGAGGUGACGAAGUCAGAGGAGGCCAAUCAGAAGCUCCAAAGGGAAGUGAAAGAGGCUCUUUGCCAAAGAGAAGACAUGGAAGAAAGAAUUACAACACUUGAGAGGAGGUAUCUCAGUGCCCAGAGGGAGGCGACCUCUCUCCACGAUAUCAAAGACAAGUUGGAAAAUGAGCUGGCAAGCAAGGAAUCCCUCUACAGACAAAGUGAAGAGAAGAACAGACAGCUGCAGGAACGUCUGGAUGAGGCAAAGCAGAAGCUCCAGCAGACCCUGCAGAGAGCCGAGACUUUGCCUGAAAUCGAGGCCCAGCUUGCACAAAGAGUGGCUGCUCUCAACAAGGCAGAAGAGCGCCAUGGAAACUUUGAAGAGCGGCUGCGGCAAAUGGAAGCCCAACUUGAGGAGAAGAACCAAGAGCUGCAGAGGGCAAGGCAGAGGGAGAAGAUGAAUGAUGAACACAACAAACGCCUCUCAGAUACAGUGGACAAGCUUCUGUCUGAGUCCAAUGAGAGACUCCAACUUCACCUCAAAGAGAGGAUGGCAGCACUAGAGGAGAAGAAUGCUCUUUCUGAAGAGCUGUCCAACAUGAAGAAAAUCCAAGAUGAUCUUCUUGCUAAUAAGGAGCAGCUUCUUGCUGAACUUGAACGAGUUCAAUUGGAGCUGGAUCAGCUGAGAGGCAGGCCCGGCUCAUCUUAUUCCAGGGCGGGCAGCGUGAGCUCACUUCCCUCCACCCUUUUUCGGAGAUCUCUUCCAGGGAGCGCCUCAGAGCUGCGGUACCCUCAGGGUAGUGGCUCACUCCCAGCUGGCUACGGCAACUCCUCCAGUGGAGUGGUGGUCAGGCGGGCACACCGUGGCCGAUGGGGGCCUCCUAGGGACGAUAGCAACAAGUAUGGGGAGUGGGACAGCAGCACUAUGCUGGGUCCAGGGUAUGAGGGUGGCGUGGAAGGAGGCUGCUCUGAUGAUGAGGAGGACAGAGAAACUCUGUUUGGAUCUGAGUUGCUCUCUCCCAGUGGACAGACAGAUGUACAAACUUUAGCCAUCAUGCUACAGGAGCAACUGGAGGCCAUUAACAAGGAGAUUAAGUUGAUUCAGGAGGAGAAGGAGAGUACAGAGCUAAGGGCUGAAGAAAUUGAGAGUCGGGUCAGUAGCGUGGCCCUUGAUGCCUCGCCUCUUCCGCCAUCAUCACUGGGAGGACGGGACAGUGUCGGAAGGGGCUAUAUGACACCCUCCAUCACCUCUUCCACAUUAGCAUCUCCCUCACCACCCAGUUCUGGACAUUCCACCCCUCGCCUGCCACAUUCACCUGCCAGGGAGACUGAAAGACAGAAUAGCAAAGAUGGUGAAGAAUGCAGAGCACUUGCUCUUAUUGACUCCACCCCUCCGCCUGUUCCUCGAGCCCUCCGAUUGGACAGAAUGACACACACUCACCCUGGGGCAGGCCUUGACGACCACCGUGAAUUUCGCAGUCUUUCUGCUGAUGGUGCCACAACAGCCAGCCAGGAUUCCCUCCACAAAGCCAGCAAAAAGAAAAGCAUUAAGUCCUCUAUCGGACGUCUCUUUGGCAAAAAGGAAAAGGGGAGGAUGGGUGCACCUGGACGUGAAUCUGCCUCAUUGGCUUCCACUCCCUCUGAUGAUCUUGGUUCAGCUGACCCAUUAGGCUUAGCCAAACUUGGGACUGGAACGGUGGAAAAAGAUCGCCGCAGCAAAAGAAAGCAUGACUUGUUAGAGGAAGCCUGUCGUCAGGGUCUGCCUUUCGCCUCAUGGGAUGGUCCCACUGUAGUCACAUGGCUUGAGCUGUGGGUUGGCAUGCCUGCGUGGUAUGUAGCAGCCUGUCGUGCCAACGUAAAGAGUGGUGCCAUCAUGGCCAAUCUGUCAGACACAGAGAUUCAGAGGGAGAUUGGUAUCAGCAACCCCUUGCACAGGCUGAAACUUCGUUUAGCCAUCCAGGAAAUGGUUUCCCUCACGAGUCCGUCUGCUCCUGCAAGCACGCGCUCUUCGACCAGUAAUAUUUGGAUGACACAUGCUGAAAUGGAGUCUCUCACUGCUGCCACCAAACCAGAGCAGAAGGAGUUCAGCUGGGAUCAGAUCUUGGCUUAUGGAGACAUGAACCAUGAGUGGGUGGGAAACGAAUGGCUGCCCAGUCUGGGUCUUCCCCAAUAUCGAUCUUACUUCAUGGAGUCACUGGUGGAUGCUCGCAUGCUUGAUCACCUCACCAAAAAAGAACUGAGGGGCCAGCUGAAGAUGGUGGACAGUUUCCACAGGGUGAGCCUUCACUAUGGUAUCAUGUGCUUGAAGCGCUUGAACUACGACAGGAAGGAGCUGGAGAGGAGGCGGGAUGAGAGUCAACACCAGAACCAAGAUGUGAUGGUGUGGUCCAAUGAGCGAGUAAUGUGUUGGGUGCAGUCCAUUGGUCUGAAAGAGUUUGCCGACAACCUAUUAGAGAGUGGAGUCCACGGUGCUUUGCUGGCACUAGAUGACACUUUUGACUAUACUGACUUGGCCCUGCUUCUUCAAAUACCAAACCAGAACACACAGGCAAGGCAGCUUCUAGAGAAGGAGUACAAUGCUCUCAUCUCCAUGGGAACAGAGAGGAGGCCAGAUGAGCAGGAUGGCACAAAAACAUUUACACGGUCACCAUCGUGGAGGAAGAUGUUCCGAGAGAAGGACCUCCGAGGCGUGACCUCCGAUUCCUCAGAAACAUUACCUGCCAACUUCCGUGCUUCCGCCAUCUCAACCCCCUCUGUCACAUUGAGAAAAGUCCAGAGUGAAGUAAACUCUGGUCCAAGAGGAGAGUCUGGGUCAGUGAGAACAUAUUCCUGCUAAAGAUAAGCACACCAGAAGCUCACCUCCAUCCAACCAGAGAAAAAAAAACACACCGUGGGGGAAAAAAAGAAAAGAAAUACAAACUUAACUGGACACUAGAAGAUGACCUACAGCUUUUGAGCCAUGUGUCCCAAAAUAAUCAAAGACAAUGAGUGAAUGAUUUCUGAAAAGACGAUAAAAUAAUGAGUGAAUGUCUGUUUACCCAUUGUUUUCUAUCUCUUUCUGUCUCUUUCUCUCCAUCUUGAUCCAUAGUUGUGGCAUGAUGCUGUUUGACUCUGUAGAAAGUGACCAUUGCCUAUCGUGAAUUCAGAUUCUGUUCCUGAGUGUGAAAUGGCAAUAUUGACACAAUGAAUUUAUAGUUUUUAAACUGGAAAAUGCAUUCCUGGUCAGAUCAAGAGAAUUAUAUGCAUCAUUUCAUUUGAUCUGAUCCUGAUUUAGACUGAUGAGAGAACAUAUUCUGCCGAAUAACAUCCCAACAGAGGACAGUCUGCAUAGAGAGACAUUUGGAGAAUGUAGGCGCCCACAGCGGGGAAAUUAAAUGUUCUUAAGCCAUAACAGCGAUGAGAUGCACAAAUGUGAAUAGGACUGAUUAUGACACAGUUGGAAAAGUGCUUUAUGACAAACUCCUGUUCACACAGGAAAAAAAGAGUUUAGUUAUGGAGCAUUUGUGUUAAUAUGCAUGCCAAAAUCAACCAUUUUAGAGUGAACGUCAUAAUAUCAACCAUCCGAUGAUGUGGAAGCUUGGGUCAGGACUUUGUAAAAUGUGUGUAUUUUAUUUUUAUCAUUUUUUAUGAUAACUGCUAUUCUAUGUAUGUAUGUACAGUAUGUAUGUGUGUGUAUUAAACUGUAUGUUAAUUUCAUACUUAGUUUUAAGACUGACUGUAAUUUAAUUUGAGGUUGACAAAAAGAAAUCUGUUUUAAUUUAUGGACAUUUAAGAUAUGCUACUUGUAUGUGUACAUUUUGAAAAACAAAUUGUGUCAUGAUUUGAAUUCCUAUUAUUGGAGAGUAGUGAUGAUAAUUGAAUAUAAUAUGAUAACAAUAAUAAUGAUUGUAAAAGCUGUAAUUAAAAAACAUACCUGUAA
Molecule: messenger RNA, 5501 nt
Organism: Melanotaenia boesemani (Boeseman's rainbowfish)
Lineage: Eukaryota; Metazoa; Chordata; Actinopteri; Atheriniformes; Melanotaeniidae
Product: liprin-alpha-3-like
Exons: 32
Coding region: 696-4418 (1240 amino acids)
Biological process (GO): synapse organization
Cellular component (GO): presynaptic active zone
Molecular function (GO): protein binding
Source: RefSeq, a predicted model, not a curated record